AUGCGCAUCGGCUGUCUUCAGAUUGAGCCGCAACCCGGGGCCGUCGACCCCAAGGACAAGGCCAGCAGAUUCCUGGACAGAGAGUCCAUUGCCGCCAUAUCAAAGCUCGACUUUCUAGUCCUGCCAAAACUGGCAUUCUUGAGGUCCGACUUUGACCCGAAGAAAAUGAAGCACUACCUUGAACCUGCUGGUGGUUCGGGCACGCGGAUUUGGGCCCAGAAUGCUGCCAGAAAGUACAAUUGUCACGUUGUGGUCGGCUACCCCCAGAUGGUCGAUGACUAUUCUGCCAAAUACACUCGCGACCCGUUCUUUAGCUCCUCCGUCAUUGUGAGCCGCGAUGUUAGAAACCUUGCAAAUUGUCCUGAAAGGACAUUGAAUCGAGAAUCUCCCAUUUUUUCGGAGAUUGGCUUCACCGAAAGCGCGGUUUCUGUCGCACAGUACACGGAUCUGGGGUAUGUAAGAAAAUUCCUGCCGUCAUGGCUGGAUCGAGGAAAGAAAUCGCUGACAUGCCACGCUGCUAGUGACGAUGAAGGGUCAAACGCCAAGGAAAGAAAAGCAUUCGUGGACCAUAUCCGGAUGUCGGGCAUCAACAUUGCCAUCUUCUCCAUGGCGUAUAAAUCGAGAAGAGAACCGCAUGAGCUCUACAACAAGUGCGAUGAGGACGCUCUUAGUCGCUGGGCUGCGUAUCUGUGGCCGCUGGUUGAGGCACAGCUCGCUAGAAAAAUCGUCGUCGUCCUUUGCAACCGAGUCGGUGACGCGGGUGACACCAUUUAUGCUGGCACAAGUACCGUGCUCAGCAUCAGCGGCGGAGAACUUUUCGUCCACGAGCUCAUGAAAGCCCGGGAGCAAGGCAUUCUUCUUGUCGAGACGUCCGAGGACCCCAAAUACAAACUCGUUCCUGCACAACGUUGCCAAGACGGCAAUUUUAUUGUUGACACUUCCCAAGACCUCGAGUAUAAACUUGUCCUUGCGCAGGAAGGGGUCGAGUACGACCAGGAACCGGAGGACAAUUCUUCGGGUAAUAGCGCGGGGUCGCCACAGGCGGCACCUCCGACACCGGAUACGUCGUACCUGGGAUCUGAUACUGCUCAAAGAUUCUCGCAGAAGAACAGGCACACUUUUGAUAAAGUGUGCAUUCCAUCCAAGCACAAGGCCCUCUUGGCCAUGGGCGUACGUCGCGUUGACAGGAAACCUGCGCAGCACACGAUAGCCACGAGAGAGCCUCGUCCGACACUGGAGAUUCCAAAAUCGCCUUUCAAGUCUCCCCAAGAAAUAUCGGUGGCCGAGUACAGAGCGCGCGCCGCGGCGGUAUCUAAAUUCGACGUCUCGGCCACUUUGGUCCGUCCUCCAGAGGAUAGCACACCUCAUCCAGGCGGCGCUCGCCAGCGAGGGCAAGGCGUUUCGGGGAGCAGAGGAUAUAUGCUACGCACACUCAAUCACCUCGCCACAGACGCGAUGGCAGCGGAGGACCCCCAAACGGCUAUCUCGUCGUCGCCGCAGUGCUGGGUCGGACAGUGGCUAACAGUGGCGGGAAAUGGCAGCAGCACAAGACAAAAUCUGGCCUUUGCUCGGACAGACUUGCUGGCGCGACCCAAAGCACCGCAAACAGGCCUCGGUCGCUCGCGUCCGCCAGCCAAUCCUACCGUCUUGUCGAACUCGGACGGCUCAUCCAGAAGAAAUUCCCCGGCAUUUCAAAGACCAACAUCUCCCAAAUCUCGCAACGCCAAGGCACCAGACUCGUUGAAGCCUUGGACCAGCGCCGCCAACUGCGGCCUCAUCCCGAUCCUGGCGAGUCCAAGCAUCAUGACGACGGCGAGCUCGCAGACCGGCAGUGACUCGGCACGGUCCCGCGGCCGCAGCCGGAACCAAAGACAGUACUCAGAAGAGGAAACCCGGAGCUCCUCGAGAGACUCAACAUGUCAUGGGUUACUCCACCGCAGGGAAAGACACGGUAAUGACGUCGAUGCUGCGCGCUGCGGUGGUGGUGAGAAGUCGCAGUCGACGAGCGGUGCGCGGCCCAGAGAUGUGCCUCGCAGCGCGAGCUUGCCGGCGGUUCGAAACGGCCGGGCUCGGUACGCGGGCGCGGUGCUGGGCGGCAAGGCUCGCAGAUCUGGAUCCCGUUCUUGGCCGGCUCCAAAGCUGGCGUUGCAGUGA
Messenger RNA from Cordyceps militaris CM01, 2154 nucleotides. RefSeq names its product asparagine amidohydrolase. Bases 1 to 2154 code for a protein of 717 amino acids. The transcript is spliced from 3 exons. Gene Ontology annotation, molecular function: protein-N-terminal glutamine amidohydrolase activity; protein-N-terminal asparagine amidohydrolase activity. The record is from RefSeq and is a predicted model, not a curated record. Gene Ontology annotation, biological process: protein catabolic process. Lineage: Eukaryota; Fungi; Ascomycota; Sordariomycetes; Hypocreales; Cordycipitaceae.